AAUAAGCGCCUGGUUUCGAUCCAAAACUGAACAAACACGAAGACAGAGUUAAAUAAACGCCGCGCAGCAGAGUCUCUGACUCGGACGGGCUCAGAGUGAGUCAGAGGCAGAACCGAGCCGCAGUUCCGGCUCAUACGGGUCUGUUCGGGUGGCUGGUAGCCCGUGUAGCAGCAGACAGACCGACCCACACCGAGCUGUGUAAACAUAGAGAGAAGCGCUGAGAGGAGGAUUCACUCCUGAUGGGGUUAAAACCCUGACUGACCGGUUCAUUCGCCUCCUGCGCUGCGGAGGAGGAGGCGGAGGGAUAUAACUGCACUAUAACUCCGCGCCGCGUCACUGUGAGGCUGACUGCGUUCACGAGGAGCGGAAGGAAAAGUAGUUCCUGUGCAGUUACAGCAGUAAUUUAAGAGUUUUUACCUUUCCAGUACCUACAUUCACUUUCUGAGCUUAAUCAUUAAAAUAGCCGUUUACAUAAAGCACAGUAUCAGUAGUUUUAUUAAAUGUGGGGUUUGUGCUGUGAGGGAUCCGCCCAGCUGUACUUCCCUCUGUUCUUCACUUCCUGAAGGGAAACCGAAAGUAACUCUGCAGCGUGACGCACUUUCAGAGAGAGACAAAGAGCAGAGAUAAACGGUCUUCAGUCUCCUACAGGGUGAGUGACCUACAGUCAGCACUGACUCUCAGCACUAGCGCUGAUUUAAAGCAGGAAUCCUGAUGUAGGUCAGUCAUGCAGUACUACAGUUCUGCUCUCUGUGUCCUGAUCUUACUGGUCACACUCGCUGAUGUGUCUGAAUCAGCUCCUUCUACAGUGAAGGUGAAGCUUAAUGAGCCUGCGACUCUGCCCUGCUCUAAGAGAUGCUCUGGUUUGGUCAGAUGGACGGAGUUCAGUAAACCCACUGAUGUUCUGGCUGAGUGUGAUCAGACUUCAUGCAGAUCAGUGAAGGAGGGAUAUCAGAUGAUCCGUGAUCAGUACCUGAAGGGAGAUCUCUCUCUCAUCAUCACUGAUGCUGAUUCCACUAAGAGAGGCUGGUACACGUGUGACUGUGGUGGUAAAGAUCUCUGUGAUGUGCACCUUCAUGUUAAGGUGUCUGAAUCAGCUGUUUCUACAGUGAAGGUGAAGCUUAAUGAGACGGCUGCUCUGCCCUGCUCUAAGAGGUGUUCUGGUGUGGUCAGAUGGAAGGGAUCAGUUAACUCCACUGAGUUUAAGGAUUCUUCAGCGAGAGCGAAGCGCGAUGCCUCUAAGACUCGUGUGGUCAGAUCGACUGAGUUCAGUAAAUCCACUGAUGUUCUGGCUGAGUGUGAUCAGACUGAAUGUAGAUCAGUGAAGAAGGGAUGUCAGAUGAUCCAUGAUCAGUACCUGAAGGGAGAUCUCUCUCUCAACAUCACUGACGCUGAUCUCAGUAAGAGUGGAGUCUACACGUGUGAGUGUGGUGCUUCAGAGAUCUGUGAUGUGCAGCUUCAGGUUGAAGGCACACCAGAGCCAGAGAAGCGGACUGAUAAAAAAGGAGACAAUGAAGGACCGUCCAGUGGUGGAGGACAGGGCGGGGUGUCUGCACUGGUAGUUGUGCUGGUGCUGGUGGCGGUGGUGGUGGCGGGGGUUGGAAGCUGGUAUUGGUUCAGAAAAAGGAGCCAGAAGAGUGGGCUGGGCAAGGAUGAAGAGAAGCCCAUGCGUUCGGAAAACGCCAGCCCUGAUCCUAAUUCUUAGGUUUAAGGCUGCAUCCUUUUCGAUUCCAAUCAGGAGUAAAACCAGGAGUAAUGUUCUGCAGUGUGUGCUCAGCAUCAGCUAACAGGUUUCUGACUGUGUGAUAUUGAUGAUAUUGAUGAUGUUUAUUGCAUCUGUAAAUGAUUAGUUUGUUCCACUGUAAAGAACAGAGACUGUCUGGUAGAUCUCAGUCUCUCUCACACAACACACACACAGUCAGUGUAGAAACAUCGUAAAGACCCCGACACACUGACACCCCGACUAGCAGCAGCUCAGCUGUGUCUGAUUUCAUCUUCAUCUGAUUUCAGAGCGUCUGUAGCAGCUAUAAGGCAGCAUGUUCACCCUUCAGCUCCUGAUAGAAGUGUGGAUGAGUUUCUCACAGAGCUCACAGCUCACUAACACACACACAGUGCUCAGUUCUUUCAGUGGAAUAAGAGCUUUUAUAUAGAAGUGGAUUUUAAAGUGUAUUGACUGUUACUGCUUUAAAGGAAACUCUGACUGAUAAGACUUAUAUGCCUUAUAACAGUGUAAUAACGUCCAACACUGUUAUGAUGUACAAACCAAAGACAAUGUUUUAUUUAUAAUAACAUGAAGAGAGAAAAUCUCUCUACUACUGGUUCACCAUUGAGGCCCUGUGAUGAAGUCGCACUGGUCAUCUGGAAAAUAAGAUAAUUAAAAGUUACUCUUCUGGGUAAUUAAGGUUCUAGAUAAAGCUGGAAAGGUUCAGUUAGAUCUUUAGCUGAUUCCUAUUAGAGGGAUUUUCUCUAUUUUAACAGUAAAUAAUGUUUCGUUAAGUACUGGACAUCUAUACCCCACACUGAGGCCUGAAUAUCAGUCAGGGUUUGAUUUAAAUUUUUACAUCACCUUUAUUGUUAUUACUUUUAUUAGUUACUACUUUCUGUACUUAUAUUACUUAUUUACUAUUAUUACUAUUAUUACUUAUUUACCUGUAUUACGUUUAUUACUAUAUUACUUUCUUUAUUGAUAAUAGAGCUGCAAACUAACACAAAGCUCAUCCAGAUUACAGCUUUUUACAGCAUGUUUGAUUGUUAACAUUAGUAAUAGAAGGAGAAGUAAAGGUUUUGCUAGUAGUAUUGUGUCUUCUAUUGUCUGCAAAUAAGAGUUAAAUCAACAGAUGUAAAAUAUUUCCGGUCUUAUUUUGAAUGUGCCAUCACAAACAUCACUCAGAAUACGUGAACUGGCCAAUGAGACAGUGGGCAGUACAGAUAUUAAUGGUGUGUGAAAUAUGUUUGAGAAGUAGCAGUUUUAGUUCAGUCUGGCUGAUGUUCUUCUCUUCAGGAACCCAGUUAGGAAACAGAAGAGCAGCUUCAUUGUCUCUUUUUUUGUAUAGUUCAUUGCAUUUGUCAUUGGUUUGUUUUGUAUUUUCUUUAUAGAUCAUAUUUGAAGCUUUAUUGUUAUGAAUAAAAGCAGAACUGUAGUUAUUAUUCCUAAAUUGCUGCAAGUGCCUGAAAUUAUAACAAUGCAAGUCUCCUGGGUAAAUAAAGGCUUUUUGAAAGCUUAAA
Messenger RNA from Colossoma macropomum (tambaqui), 3222 nucleotides. RefSeq lists its product as uncharacterized. Gene Ontology annotation, cellular component: neuron projection. The record is from RefSeq and is a predicted model, not a curated record. The transcript is spliced from 9 exons. The coding region runs from base 725 to 1702 and encodes 325 amino acids. Lineage: Eukaryota; Metazoa; Chordata; Actinopteri; Characiformes; Serrasalmidae.